AAAAAAAAAAAAAAAAGAACAUGGGCUUUUUAAGUCCAGCAUGUGUCCUUUUCUGCUUUUUUGGAGUCAAAGUAUACUGCCAAUAUGAAAAUUAUCAAUGGGAUGAAGAUUAUGAUCAAGAGCCAGAUGAUGUCUACCAACCAGAAUUUCAAUUUCAUCAGAAUGAGGACUAUCAAGUUCCUUUUCAUCAGUACAUGUUAGGCUGUGCCACUGAAUGCUUCUGCCCACCCAACUUUCCAUCAUCAAUGUACUGUGACAAUCGCAAACUCAAGACUAUCCCGCGUGUUCCAGCUCACAUACAGCAAGUCUAUCUUCAGUUCAACGAAAUUGAGGCUGUGACUGCAGAUUCAUUCAUCAAUGCAACUUAUCUUAAAGAAAUCAAUCUCAGCCACAAUAAGAUUACAUCUCAAAAGAUUGAUUAUGGUGUGUUUGCUAAGUUGUCAAAUCUACUACAACUUCAUCUACAGCAUAACAACUUAGAAGAAUUUCCAUUUCCUCUUCCCAAGUCUUUGGAAAGACUUCUUCUUGGCUACAAUGAGAUCUCCAGAUUGCAGACAAAUGCCAUGGACGGGCUAGUAAACUUGACAAUGCUUGAUCUCUGUUAUAAUCAUCUUGAAGAUUCCAUGUUACAAGAAAACAUACUUGCUAAAAUGAAAAAAUUAAUGCAGCUCAACUUAUGUAAUAACAGAUUAGAAUCCAUGCCUCCUGGUCUGCCUUCUUCACUUAUGUACCUGUCUUUAGAAAAUAACUCAAUUUCUUCCAUACCAGAAAAUUACUUCAGUGAACUUCCAAAACUUAAUGCUCUACGAAUGUCACACAACAAACUACAAGACAUCCCAUAUAAUAUUUUUAAUCUUUCCAACCUUAUAGAGCUCAAUGUUGGACACAACAAACUGAAACAAGCAUUCUAUAUUCCAAGGAAUUUACAACACCUAUACCUAGAAAAUAACGAAAUUGAACAUAUCAAUGUUACAGUGAUGUGUCCAUCUAUUGACCCACUACAUUACCACCAUUUAACAUACAUUCGUAUGGACCAAAAUAAACUAAAAGAGCCAAUAAGCUCAUACAUUUCCCUCUGCUUCCCUCUUCUACACACUAUUUAUUAUGGUGAGCAAAGAAGCACUGAUGGUCAAACAAUACAGCUGAAGACCCAAGUUUUCAGGAGAUUUCAAGGUGAUGCAGAUAGUGAAGAACGUGAUGAUCAACAAGAAGGUCCAGAACAAGAAGAAACAGAAGAAAACAUUGACCCUCACUAUUAUGGAAGUUAAGAAUGACAAGAAACUAUAAGUAUACAUUUAUGAUUUUAUACAUUAUUCAAUAUAAACUUAACUAAACAUGGAUAGCUUACAAUAAUAUCUAGAAUCAUGUAUUAGUAUAAGAUCAGACUGAAUUUAAGUUCUUGGUAACAUCUGCAUCAUUACAUAAGGUUCAAACCUACUUAAAAUGAUACAAGUCUUCAGAAAUAUAAAUCAGAAUGACAAGUGGGAAUAAAAACUCAACUUUAGGGGUGCCAGGGUGGCUCAGUAGGUUGAGCGUCCAACUCUUGAUUUUGGCUCAGGUCAUGAUCUCAUGGUUCCUGAGACUGAGCCCUGCCUGCAUCAGGCUCUGCACUGACAGCCUGGAGCCUGCUUGGGAUUCAUAUUCUCUCUCUCUCUCUCUCUCUCUCUCUCUCCCUCUCCCUCUCCCUCUCCCUCUCCCUCCCUCCCUCCCGUGCUUACGCACACAAUCUCUCUCCUCAAAAUACAUAAAAUAAAAUGUAAAAAAAAAAAACCCUAACUUUCAACAUAACAGUAUUAUCAAGCUGAGAACAAAGUAUGCCAUCUCAAGUAAAAGUAACUGUUCUAAGAGUGAUGAAAACAAUAGCAUUAGAAGCUGAGAACUACAGGCCCUCUGCUUUGAAUCACUAGGAGGACAGUGUUGAGACUCCCCAAGUGACAUUCAUGUAAUGGGCAGCCAUUCAUUUAGGAGUAAGUUGUUUUCUUCAACCUGGCCUCCAGAAAAACUUUCACACUUGUGUGUGAAAUCUUACCACCAGGAUAUCCAUCUCUUUGGCCCUACCAUUUAGAGCAACAGAGGAUACUUCUGGUUUUCAAAAGAAGCCAUUCUACUAAGGAUCUAAGACGCGUAGUUUCAUGAAAUCAACUGGUCUUUGUUUUCUCUCAGAGCACCAAGGCAACAAAAUCUGCACUUGGAUAACUAAAAACCACCAAAUUAUCUCAUCACAAUCCAUAUUUUAGCAGAUUUCAGCAACUGUCCAAAACAAUGUCUUCCAUUUUAACUGGGAUAAAUUUUUUUUUUAAUGUUUAUUAUUUUUGAGAGACAGAGACAGAGAGUCAGAGAAAGAGUGAGAGAGCGAGAGAGAGAGCGAGAGAGAGGGAGAGAAUGAGUGGGGGAGGGGCAGAGAGAGAGGGAGGCACAGAAUCUGAAGCAGACUCCAGGCUCUGAGCUGUCAGCACAGAGACCGAUGUGGGGCUCGAACCCACGAACUGCAAGAUCAUGACCUGAGCCGAAGUUGGACACUGAAUCGAAUGAACCACCCAGGUGCCCCAAGAUAAAUGGUUUUAUAGUAAACUCACUACAGAAAGUCUUUUUGUGUUGUAGUUACAUAAAGAAUUGCUAAUAAAUAACUGCUUUGCUCAAAAGGUUAAUUUAGCACACAACAAUAUGCCAGCAUUAUUAAAACACAUCUUCCUAGCAUGAUAUAUUAGAAAUAUAUAUGUGUAUCAGCCAACAUUUACUUAAUUAGCACUAAAUUUGAAUAGAGUUCCUUUAAAAUUUGGACAAGUUUGAUGUCUUCUUUAAAACCUUAGAAGCAUCUACUAUAUAUUCUUUUAUUUUGAAGUAUCUUAAGUAUGCCUUAUAAUGAAGAUGAUGGAGCUUCUGUGAUGACCUUUCUCGAUUUACCAGGCUAACAUUUCACAGAGUUCCUCAGAUGAAGAAUAAAUACAGAUGGGAGCUACCUAUGCAGGGACCCCAAAGAAUAAACGGUAACAAUAUGGACAACAGGCAAGCAUCAGACAAAACUAUUUUAGGAGUUUUCAAGUGGUGAGUCUUGGAGAUAAAGUGUAAAAGGAAGCCCCUAAUGCUCUUUAUUUCAUUGGGUAGGUUAUCAGCAUUUAGCAGAAACAGAACACCCACCUGUCCGUAAGGACAGGCUCAACAAUUCAGAAUGAACACAAAAAACAGUCCAAUGAACAUUCAUGAGGUCAUUUGGUUCACAGAGUUUGCAAUGAAGGCACAAGACAGAAAGUACAUGUGCAUCUGUGACACCACAAGAUACAAGUAUGAGGGUAACAGAGCAAAAUGCUAAUAAUACGGACAAAGCACACUUUCAACAGAGGUAAAAAAAAAAAAAAUUUAGGGACCACCUCCCCCUUUAUUGAAACUUUAAAAAAUAGGCUCAUAAAUUUAAAUAUUUAUUAUGAGCGAAUAUUGGAAAGUACUAUGGGUGUUUCAGGAGAUAAAAAUGAUAUAAAUAUUUCUAACCUAAAACAAUUUAAAAUUUUAUGAGAAGCCAUCGAGGAAAUGAAAACGAAAACUACAAUGAGAGACCCUUUCACAUUCCCUGGGACGGCUAGAAUCAAAAAGACAGACAAGUAACAGAUGGUAUUAGCAAGGAGGUAGGGAAAGUAGCCUUUCCCACACUGCUGGUGGGGAUGUCGAAUGGUACGGCUGCUCAGGGGAUUUUUCAAAAAAUUAGACUCACUUACGUAGCAAUUCCACUCCAAGACAUAGAUUCAAGAGAAAUGAACACACAUGUUGGCACAGAACACAGAAACAUUUGGAAACAAAUGUUGGUAGCAGCACUAUCCAUGAAUAGUGAAAAAGUGGAAAGCACCCAAAUGUCCAUCAGAUGAUGAAUGGAUAAAUAAAAUGUGGUCCAUCCAUACGGUGGAAUAUUAUUCAGCCAAGAGAAGAAGUACUGAUACAUCAUGCUGUGACAUAUAUGAACCACGAAAACACCAUGCUGAGUGAAAACUCCGUCACAUAAGACUGUAUACUGCCUGAUCCCAUUUGUAUGAAGUAUCCAGAGGGGCAGAUCUAUAGACACAGAAAGACCACAGAGUGCCUGGGGCUGGGGCGAGGGCAAGAGCGGGCAAGCGGGGAGUAACUGUUAAUGAGCAGAGGGUAUGUUUCUGGGGUGAUGAAAAUGUUCUAAAAUUGACUGUGGUGAUGGUUGUACAAGUCUAAAGAUACUAAAAAUUACUGAAUCACAGAUUUUAAAAGGGUGAACUGUAUGGGAUGUGAAUUGCCUCAAUAAAGCUGUUAAAAACUAUAACAAAGAAAGAUCAACUCAUUCCAACACAAGGAAGGAAGAAAGAAAACGCUAACGUGGCAGUAGCAAAUAAAGAUGAUGUGAGCACAGAUGUCCCAACUAUUUCUGGCCAGGACUUGGAGAAGUAGCUCAAAUUUCAAGAAGAGGUGGGACUGUGAUGUGUGAGCAGGAACUUAUGGCCAGGAGUGGGAGGAACAAGCUCCUGAGGUGAGAUGAAUAUAAGUAUGUGGCAAUUACUUCCUUCACCUCUUGCACUGCUUAAAAACAAAAUGAAAUAAAACGUUCCGGUUUUCAGAAUU
This is a messenger RNA of Lynx canadensis (Canada lynx), 4575 nucleotides long. It is a transcript of the gene OMD, whose product is annotated as osteomodulin. The transcript has 2 exons. The coding region runs from base 21 to 1268 and encodes 415 amino acids. The record is from RefSeq and is a predicted model, not a curated record. NCBI's taxonomy places the organism in Eukaryota, Metazoa, Chordata, Mammalia, Carnivora, Felidae. Gene Ontology annotation, molecular function: protein binding.